Oryzias melastigma (Indian medaka) is the source of this 2988-nucleotide messenger RNA. RefSeq names its product spermatogenesis associated 20 (gene spata20). The record is from RefSeq and is a predicted model, not a curated record. The transcript is spliced from 16 exons. Gene Ontology annotation, biological process: carbohydrate metabolic process. NCBI's taxonomy places the organism in Eukaryota, Metazoa, Chordata, Actinopteri, Beloniformes, Adrianichthyidae. Bases 104 to 2539 code for a protein of 811 amino acids.
ACUCCAUCUUUGUUUUGGGCGCUAGCUUCCGUCACUCCGCGGUGAAAGUGACCGGCGGCAUUUACACCUGCUGGGUCCGGUAAGCGCGUGCGCCGUGAUUAGGAUGCUAACGCUAGCAUGGCGUCGGUUCACCAGUAGACUCGGCUCCGUGGAACCUGCUCACCUGUCGACCGCGGCUGGUUGGACUUCCGGCAGGUCGCUGCUGCUCCGGUGGAGCUCCAGGUGUUCAUUUUCAGGUCUCCUCCCAGCUGGCGGCAGGUCGCUGCUCCAGCCGCAGGUUUCCCGCUGCCUCAGCCCACCUGUCUUCUGCAGCAUGGCUUCAGGUGAAGGAAACAAACACACCAACCGGUUGGCCAAAGAGAAGUCCCCUUACCUGCUCCAGCACGCCCACAACCCCGUUGAAUGGUAUCCAUGGGGACCAGAAGCGUUUGAGAAGGCCAAGAAGGAAGACAAACCAAUUUUUCUGUCAGUGGGAUAUUCGACCUGCCACUGGUGCCAUGUGAUGGAGAGGGAGUCGUUUCAGGAUGAAGACGUGGGAAAGAUCCUGAACGAACACUUUGUCUGCAUCAAGCUGGACCGGGAGGAGCGACCUGACGUGGACAAGGUCUACAUGACCUUUGUCCAGGCUACAAGCGGAGGAGGUGGCUGGCCCAUGAGCGUCUGGCUGACCCCUGACCUUAAACCUUUCAUCGGAGGAACGUACUUUCCCCCCAGAGACCAAGGAAGAAGACCAGGAUUCCUGACAGUGCUCACCAGAAUCUUGGAUCAGUGGCAGAACAACCGUCCAUCUCUGGAGUCCAGUGGUGAGAAGAUCCUCACGGCUCUGAAGAAGGGAACGUCCAUCACUGCCAGAGAGGUUGACAGCCCCCCGAAUGCUCCAGACGUGGCGGAUCGCUGCUUCCAUCAGCUUCUUCAUUCCUAUGAAGAGGAAUACGGAGGCUUUCGAGAGGCGCCCAAGUUCCCUUCACCAGUGAACCUGAUGUUCCUCAUGUCGUACUGGUGGGUGAAUCGAUCCACCUCCGAGGGGCUGGAGGCUCUUCAAAUGGCCACGCACACUUUGCGCAUGAUGGCGUUGGGGGGCAUCCACGACCACGUGGCUCAGGGUUUUCAUCGGUAUUCCACGGAUUCAUCCUGGCACGUUCCUCACUUUGAGAAGAUGCUGUACGACCAAGCUCAGCUGGCUGUGGCCUACAUAGCAGCCUUCCAGGUAUCAGGUGAGCGUUUCUUUGCAGAUGUGGCGAAGGACAUCCUGCAGUACGUCUCCAGAGACCUGAGCGACCAGUCAGGGGGAUUCUACAGCGCAGAGGAUGCAGACUCUGUCCCGGCAUGUGGGGGUGACAGGAAGAGGGAGGGGGCCUUCUGCGUCUGGACCGCCUCAGAGGUGCGGGGGCUCCUGCCGGACGUGGUUGAGGGCACCAGUGGGACCACCACCCAGGCGGACAUCUUCAUGCACCACUAUGGAGUUAAGGAACAAGGCAACGUGACACCUGAGCAGGACCCCCACGGCGAGCUGCAGGGCCAGAACGUCCUGAUCGUCCGCUACUCGCUGGAGCUGACGGCAGCUCACUUCGGCAUCGCCGUGGAGAUGCUGGACGACCUCCUGACCUCUGCCAGGGCCAGGCUGGCAGAGGUCAGGAGGGGUCGGCCCCGCCCACACCUGGACACCAAGAUGCUGGCCUCCUGGAACGGGCUGAUGCUGUCGGCCUUCGCUCGAGUGGGAGCGGUCCUGGGGGACGAGGCUCUGCUGGAGAGAGCGGAGCAGGCUGCCAGGUUCCUGAAGGAGCACCUGUGGGACGACGAGCAGCAGGUGAUGCUGCGGUGCUGUUACCGUGGAGACCACAUGGAGGUCCAGCACACAUCUCCUCCCAUCAAAGGCUUCCUGGACGACUACGCCUUCGUCAUCGCUGGCCUUCUGGACCUGUACGAGGCCACGCUGCAGACGGAGUGGCUGGUCUGGGCGGAGGAGCUGCAGCUGCGGCAGGACGCCAUGUUCCUGGACGAGCAGGGAGGGGGCUACUUCUGCAGCCAUCCACAGGACGAGUCGGUGCUGCUGCAGCUGAAAGAGGGUCAGGAUGGAGCAGAGCCCAGCGCUAACUCGGUUUCAGCUUCCAACCUUCUGCGACUGAGCAGCCUCACCGGACAGGACCAGACCCAGACCUCCCAGAACCUGCUGGCCGCCUUUUCCAAGCAGCUGACCCAAGUCCCCGUUUCCUUACCAGAGAUGGUCCGGGCUCUGAUGGCCCAUCACCAGACGCUCACACAGAUUGUGGUCUGUGGUCAGCAGGACGCCGCAGACACAGCGGCUCUGCUCGCUGCCGUUCACUCCACCUUCCUGCCGUUCAAGGUUCUGAUGUUUGUUGAAGAUCCACAAAGCUUCCUGUGCCAGCGGCUGCCCGCCCUGAUGUCCAUGAGCCAGCAGGGCGGCGCCGCCACAGCCUACGUCUGCCAGGACUUCACCUGCUCGCUCCCCGUCACAGAGCCGCACGAGCUGCGGCAACUGCUGCUGGACAGAACCGGCGCCAUGCAGACGGACCUCUGAAUUAUCAGUGAACCCACCAGCCGAUGGAUCAGUGAAUCCACCAGCUGAUGGAUCCUGUAGAACUUUCUUCCGUUCUUACAGGUUGAACCCAAAAUCUCCUUUUAAGUGUUUUCCUUCAGGAAACGUCUCUGGAUCCAAUGAAAACUCCUGGUUUUGUUUUCAUUGAACUUUUUGCAAAAACAGACCAGAGGGGGGUUGGCUCCACCCUCUGGUCAUGAAUUAGGGCGGGGCUUACUUAGAACAACAGUUGCUUUGCUGCAUUUGUUUGAUCAUAUUUAUACUAGCAUGGAAAUGGAGCAUCAUCAGCAUCCGGACCCUGAGGUUCUGAUCCAAACCUAUCAGGCCACAGACCAAGGUAGAACAGGAAGAAGACUUUUACUGUUGUAAUACAACAUUCUAUUUCCUGUUUUUCAAAUAAAUCUUUUAUUUCAAAGACGUUUUCUAGGAAA